AUGAAGGCGAAGCGCGACGAUGUGCAACCUGCUUUGGAAUCUGAUGCGCAGGUCAGACCGUCUCGCAGCUCCUCCAUCGGCUCAGAGGACACUCUGGUCCCCGGCGCUGAGCAGGAUUGCAGCGUCCCUCAACAACCCAUCGUCACAUGUAAGGUCACUGGCGUCGAAAGCAGUGCAACAUCGGCGCUCGAACCGAUCAGUCUCGAUCAGCAUUUCGUCUCGAGCUCUGCUCAAACCAAAUGGCAUCUUCGCACUUUAUCCACCAACGACACUGCCCAUGAAGCUAACCACCUCUCCAGGCCGCCAUCCAGGCGAGACUCUCUGCAAGCGCUGCUGUCCUUCCUCGACCACGAAAAGCCACAGAUUGCCCAAGCCCACGAGACGCUGGCACGCCAACAAUUCUCCCUGGACCGUCUUCGCGUCGUGAUGGACGAGUUCGAGGCACGGCUUCACAGGUUCCGCUCCAUGUCCGAUCAGCUGGUCGUGGAGCUCCAGUUGCAGAUGGACGAGAGGGAUCCAAUGUUAGACGAGAUGCUGCUCUUGUCCAUUCGACGCGCCACAUCGCAGAGUUUGGAGGCGGCCAUCAUGGUUUCUUGGUUCCGUGAGACCAGGCUCUCGAAAGUCACGCCAGAGACGAACAUUGAGGCGAAAGAGCGAUCGACGACGCUGUCUAGGUCGAUGGCAGAAGUAUCGUCGAAUGCCCAACCGCGGCUGAAGCAGAAGAAUGAUCAGCAAGUGUGUCUGAAAGCAAUGCCGGACAUACGGGGCCCCUCACCUCACCCUGAUAGGCGCUUCGAAGGCGUUAGGCCACACACGGCUCAGGCAGAUGGAAGAAAUAUGAAUGUCUGCGAUGCAAAGCUGCCUCGCCUGGCUCGGUCGGCCAGCAAGAGGUCAGCCGGUGUGCAACCACGCCUACGAAGCCUUUCAAACGCUGGAAUCGACCCGUAUGGCCUAGCACACGGCAACGUCACCGCUCAGUCGGCAUCCUCUCUCGUCGAGCCCGGUUGCACCAUCCAAGACUCGACGCGCUUCCUGUUUCCGCAUCCAAGUCCAGCUCCACCAACCGUCUCCUCCACCACCUGGUCAACCACCCGCAUUGUGCGAAAACCCAAACUGUCUCUCAAAUCGUUCCUCAACACCCACAUUCCUCCGCUUGUAGCCAGCGCCUCAACCGACACGAUCAUUGCUCCAUCCUCUCACACAGAAUCGCACAACCAAAGCGAUGCAUCUCAUCAAUAUCUUGAUGACGAAUGGAAUGUAGUACUGGCGUCGUUGGAUUACGUACCACCUUCGCUGGCGAAAAGAGCGGAGCCAGCUCCCGAAAAAGGUCCCACGCGUAUCGAUAUGCAUCUUGCAAAGUUGACCGCUUGGGUCGACGGCAUCGGAAGGAGACGUCAUCAACGACGCGUUGCGUAG
This is a messenger RNA of Pseudozyma hubeiensis SY62, 1416 nucleotides long. Its product is annotated as cytoskeleton assembly control protein. Bases 1 to 1416 code for a protein of 471 amino acids. NCBI's taxonomy places the organism in Eukaryota, Fungi, Basidiomycota, Ustilaginomycetes, Ustilaginales, Ustilaginaceae. The transcript has a single exon. The record is from RefSeq and is a predicted model, not a curated record.